This is a messenger RNA of Carica papaya (papaya), 1591 nucleotides long. RefSeq names its product IQ-domain 9 (gene IQD9). Lineage: Eukaryota; Viridiplantae; Streptophyta; Magnoliopsida; Brassicales; Caricaceae. The record is from RefSeq and is a predicted model, not a curated record.
AAUCCCAUUUUUAUUCUAUCGUGGUUUUUUUAAAUCAUCUUUUGAUUUGGUUUUGAUUUUUUUUAUAUAAGAAAAGAAAAGGCUGGUAAAUGGGCCAUGGCAAAUUGGCAAUCUUCAUUUCACACACCCACUUUUGUUCUUUCUUCCACUAUUCAUACCCAACCUCUGUCUUUCCUUCUUUCCUUCUUCCUUAAUCCUCACUACAAGUCUACAACUACCAAUUCAGGGAAAUCAAUCAUCGCCCUUUUCUUCUCAGAAUAUUUACCUCUACCCAUUUUGUAAAAGACCUCUUCUUUCCACUCCUUUUGCGAACUAGCUUCUGCCUUGGGUAAUGAGAAGUUAGACAUCUGAGAAAAUCUGGAAAUGGGUUCUGGAAAUUUCCUUAAGACAAUAAUCAGCUUGAAGAAAGGGAAGGAGGAGAAUUCAAAACAUGUCAAGGGCUCUGCCGCUCCUGGAAAAUCAAAUGGCUUCAAAUGGAAGAAAAACCCACUUAAAGCAUGUGCUAGUUCUGCUGGUGGAAUUCCUGGCACUCUUGGUUUGCCUAUUGAGGACCUAGCAGCAAUCAGGAUCCAGACUGCAUUCAGGGCCUAUGUGGCUAGAAAAGGUUUACGUCGUCUGAAAGGGAGAGUGAGAUUACAGAACCUGACCCAAAAUUAUUCUGUUAAAAAGCAAGGUACAACUACAUUGAGCUAUCUUCAUGCUUGGAGCAGAAUAAAAUCUCAGAUCAGAGAUCGGCGACUUUGUAUGGUCACAGAAGGCCGGCUUAAGCAGAAGAAAUUGGAGAAUCAGUUGAAACUUGAGGCAAAGCUUCAUGAUUUAGAGGUGGAAUGGUGCGGUGGAUCAGAAACAAAGGAUGAAAUUCUUGCAAGGAUAUACCAGAGAGAAGAAGCAUCAGUUAAGCGGGAGAGGGCCAUGGCAUAUGCCUUUUCUCAUCAGUGGAGGGCCAACUCAAGUCCCAAUGGGCUCGGUAACUACGAACUUGGCAAAGCCAACUGGGGCUGGAGCUGGACAGAAAGGUGGAUUACUGCUCGUCCAUGGGAAAUACGUGUAGCUUUCCAGUCCAGCAGUCCAAAGAAAAUGCAAAAUAGAUCAACAAUCAAGUCUGCCAAAAGCAUCAACUCACCAACAACAAAGACACCAGUUCCAGCAAAAGCUGCUCUGUCAAAUGGGAAAGGAACAACAAGGCCAGCCAGAAGAUUAUCAUAUCCAGCUGCUGAAAAGCCAGCUAAACAUGAAGGGAGUAGUAAAGCUGCAGAAGAAGUUAAGGACACAACAGAACAGAUUGAGUUGUCUAGCCAAACUCGAGGAACAGAUUGAAAGAGCAUCCAUCUAUUUCCGUUAAUUAUGUUGCAGAUGAGUGGUUGUAUCCGUUUUGUUUAUUUUAUUUAUUAUAUGAUUAAAUCUGAUUUUGUGCAUAGGCAUGAUCAAAAUAAUGUUAUGCCUGCUUUUGAGCAUAUAAUUAUACAUCAGUGAGCAUACCUAGAUUUGAAGUCUGAGUGAUAAACUAUUUUAUGUUUCUUUUCUAUUUUGUAUCUGUAUAUCCUGAAAACAAAGAAUAUAUUUAUAAUGUAUAUAUGUUUUUGUCGGGUGA